Mytilus trossulus (common blue mussel) is the source of this 606-nucleotide messenger RNA. Its product is annotated as perlucin-like protein. The coding region runs from base 88 to 606 and encodes 172 amino acids. Gene Ontology annotation, molecular function: signaling receptor activity. Lineage: Eukaryota; Metazoa; Mollusca; Bivalvia; Mytilida; Mytilidae. The record is from RefSeq and is a predicted model, not a curated record. The transcript has 5 exons.
CUUUCCACUAUUUUGUUUAUUGUAAAUGGUAAACAGACAUGUCUUGCACCCAAAGAGAAAACUAUUAUUAAAACCAUAAGAAACAGUAUGCAACAACUAAAUUAUCAGAUCACUGGAUUGGAAGACAGCCUAAAACUCAGUCCAGUCAUAGAAACAAGUGGUUGUCAGAACGGAUGGACUAGAUAUAGAAACCACUGCUACUUCUUCGGCUUAAAUAAACUUGACUGGUUUGCGGCACAGAGACAUUGUCAUAAACACGGAAGUACACUGGCGAAAAUUGACGACGCAAAUGAAAAUGCAUGGAUAUCUUUGAAAACAAAAGAACUGCAACUUAAUGAAAAAUUUCUAUUAUGGCUUGGUGGCAGUGAUCUGAAAGAAGGACAUUGGAUAUGGAUGGCUGAUUAUUCUCCCUUUAGUUAUGUUAACUGGCGUAAAGGAAAUGGAGAAAGAGAACCAAAUGGCGGGACAAGGGAAAAUUGUCUCAAUAUGUUAAAGUACCAAACCUACAGGGGAACCUGGAAUGAUUAUCCAUGCGACUAUAAAAUGAGAUACCUUUGCAAGAAGAAUUUGAAAUGCGACUGUGAAGGAAAAGGGAAACCAAAGUAA